UUUGUUUUCUUUUGUUAUUUUCGAUUCUCGUAAAAUGUCAACAAUCUAUGUUGAUUUUUAUCAAAAUCUAACUACAAAAUUGUGCUAAUUGAAAUACGAGAAAGGAAGCAGCUAAAUAGCGAAACUGUCUGGACAACUGUUGGGGAUCAGAAUCUACCGACAGGAUGAAUAUGUUCUUCAGUCGCUUGCCAUGGCUUAAUUGCUUCAAUGGACGUCGCGACAGCUGCGAUGAGCUGCUGCCAUUGAAUGAGUACAUCAACAGGGAGCCGGUGAUCCUCAAUGUCUACGAUCUGUUCAACGUCAACGGAUUCGUGGUGCCCCUCGGACUGGGAAUCUUUCAUACGGGCAUUCAGGUGUACGGCAAAGAGUACACUUAUGGCGGCCACAUGUACUCCACCUCGGGCAUCUUUGAGAUGAUGCCACGCACUGCGGAGUUUGAGUUGGGACAGCAUUUCCACUAUCGCGAGAGCAUUCAGCUGGGCUACACGCAGUUCAGUCGCGACGAGGUGAUGCGCAUUGUGGACCAACUGGGAGAUCAAUUCACAGGGAAUAGCUAUCACUUGACCAGCAACAAUUGCAAUCACUUCUCGGACGCCAUGUCACGCAUACUGUGCGGCCAGCAGAUACCCAAGUGGAUUAAUCGACUCGCCUACUUCAUCGGCUGUGUGCCCUUUCUGCAGCGCUGUCUUCCCCCUGAGUGGCUGACUCCAAUGUAAGGAGAAAAGAUCUAGACAACAGAAAACAAGUACA
Drosophila sulfurigaster albostrigata is the source of this 750-nucleotide messenger RNA. Its product is annotated as deubiquitinase DESI2. The transcript has a single exon. The coding region runs from base 165 to 716 and encodes 183 amino acids. Gene Ontology annotation, biological process: protein deubiquitination. Gene Ontology annotation, molecular function: deubiquitinase activity. Lineage: Eukaryota; Metazoa; Arthropoda; Insecta; Diptera; Drosophilidae. The record is from RefSeq and is a predicted model, not a curated record.